AUGCAAGACCCCUUAGCUGGUGCAUCUGCUUUGAAAGACAUUAUUCGACCUCAAUUCCAUCAGGUCAACCUUAGUGCUGAAAACUUCGUUAAGAAUACCAUUGGUAUAAAACUCGAUAAAGAUGAUCAGAUUUGUCGACUGGCACUUACUCCUGCAGGAUGUCCCCUAGGGCCUUUACAUUGUCCGCUGCGCCAUACAAAUCCGUCACCACAGAAUUUCCAACCACCAAAGCAGGUAUCUAUGCAUCCGCGAGACCGUGAACGACUCGCUACGGUUUGUAAGCACUGGCUUCGUGGGUUAUGCAAGAAGGGUGAUGCCUGCGAGUUUUUGCACGAGUAUAACUUGAGACGGAUGCCUGAGUGUUGGUGGUACGCAAAGUUUGGUUACUGUCAAGCAGGUGACGAAUGCCUCUAUGCCCAUCCAAAGGAGAAGAAGAUAGAAUGCCCGGACUACAAGAGAGGUUUCUGCAAGCUUGGACCUCAUUGCCCCCGAAAACACGUCAGACGGGUUGCAUGCCAAAAUUAUUUGACCGGAUACUGUCCUUUGGGGCCAGAGUGCACUCGUGGACACCCGAAACCCGACCUUCCAACCCCGAAGGACUAUGAGCCUCCUGAGGCUCCCUCACAAAGAGACUUAGGCCCACCCCCUCCAGGCUAUGGAAGGUACACUGAUUUUGAUCGGAACGCAAAUCUCCAACCGGUCCCGGUUCAACAAAGCUUUCAAGGCGGGUUCGUCGGUGGACCAAGACGAAACCUUGACGAUGUUAUGUGUUUCAAAUGUGGAGAAAGGGGUCAUUACGCAAAUCAUUGUCGAAACCGGAACGUGCCAGGGUUCCGAGGCGGGGUUGAGCGGAGACGACUUGGUGGCAAUGAGGAUUGA
Molecule: messenger RNA, 879 nt
Organism: Fomitiporia mediterranea MF3/22
Lineage: Eukaryota; Fungi; Basidiomycota; Agaricomycetes; Hymenochaetales; Hymenochaetaceae
Exons: 5
Coding region: 1-879 (292 amino acids)
Molecular function (GO): RNA binding; zinc ion binding
Source: RefSeq, a predicted model, not a curated record